Dothidotthia symphoricarpi CBS 119687 is the source of this 2084-nucleotide messenger RNA. RefSeq lists its product as uncharacterized. The record is from RefSeq and is a predicted model, not a curated record. Gene Ontology annotation, cellular component: exocyst. Lineage: Eukaryota; Fungi; Ascomycota; Dothideomycetes; Pleosporales; Dothidotthiaceae. Gene Ontology annotation, biological process: intracellular protein localization; Golgi to plasma membrane transport; exocytosis. The transcript is spliced from 3 exons. The coding region runs from base 75 to 2084 and encodes 669 amino acids.
CCCCGACACUUGACUUCGACACUUGACGCUGUCACUUGACACGCCGUCGCCCACACCACUCACAACCGCCCACCAUGUCGUCGGGCAUCUCGCUGCGCAAGAAGCGCGGCGACAAGAAGGCCAAGAAUGCGCCCACCAUCAGCCUCCCGCGCCAGAUCAGCGCGCCCAUGCUCCAGGGCGCUGCCCUCGCUCCCACCGUGUCCCGUCCCUCCACCGAGUCCAGCCGCUCGCGCACCCGACAGGAUGCCCCCCCCGAGAGGCCGCGCAUGGGCGACAAGACGGCCGAGGCUGUCAAGCGCCGGUACUCGCAGAAGAUCACCCAGCUGCCGCCCGACUUUGCCAAUGCGCCGCCCAUGCCCGACAUGCCCCAGAUCCCGGCCCAGUACCGGGAGCGGGACCCGUCGAGGGAGCCACGGCCAGAGGGGGGCGACGCCGCGCGCAUGCGCCUGGACGUCAAGGCCCUGAGAGACCCCAAUCUGCGGGCAGAGCAGUACGUCUCCUCGAUCCUCGCAGACGCCUCCGACGAAGACAUCCGCCGCUACCAGGAUGAGCUGCGCAGGGCCAAGCAGCGCACCUCCGUCGACCUCCAGAGCAACGUCUACCAGAACAGGACACAGUUCAUCAAGAUCAGCAAGGAGGCUGAGAAGCUCAAGGGCGAGAUGCGCACCCUGCGCCAGCUGAUGUCCGACCUGACCACCACCCUCGAGCAGACUGCCUCAGCCUCGAACGCAAACGGCGAUGUCGCGAGCAGUCGGAGAGACAAGAGGAGCUCCAUUGGCGACCUGAACCAGAUCCGCGCUGGACAACUUCAACAGCUCUACCGCGACGUCGAGGGCUCGCAGAAAUAUCUGCCCCCCAUCCCCGGACGAUAUAUCGUGUGGAGGUCAAGAAGGUGGUUCGAGCUCGACUCUGCGACCCUCAAAGCCAGGCGACGAGUGAGACUGCUGCUGCUGAACGACCACCUGCUUGUGGCUGUGGAGAAGAAGGCGCGCAACGACGUCGCAAGCCAACGCGACAGGAGUCGGGCUGUCGUCGAAUACGUCGCCCAACGGUGUUUUCCACUCCAAGACGUUCAAGUCGGAAGAGCCCCCGAUAAAAAUGCCGAGAGGAUCAUUGUUCGCGCCGGCGUCGAGUCCUUCACCUACGACACCAAGCUAGAAGAUGCCGGUGACAAAAGCACCUUCCUCUCCACGUUCAGGAAGACAAAAGACGAUCUGCGAAAAAGCCAGGAGGCCGAGUUUGAGGAAAAAGACAAGGCCAUGGACGCGUACAACCACAUGCUCUCCCGCGACCCCGCGCUCAUGAAAAAGACCGAUCUACUGGAAAAUCUCUCCGACGUCACGCAAGAGAACAAAGGCCUCAACACGUUCGUCGACGUCGACGGGCAGCAGCGCAACAUCCGCUGGGUAGAAGCCCAGCUAGACGAGCUGGACAUUGACAUAGCCUUACAGCACUUCUCCGACGCCGUCGACAAGGUGGAGCGACUGAAAUUCCUCGCCAAAAGUAUCAGAGGCAACGAGACGGUCAAAGUCAUCGCGACGUUCAAGGUCAACGAGCGUGCUACUAAGCUAGCAAACCUCCUCAUCAAGCAGCUCAUCGGGCACAACAACUGGAUCUCCUCUGUCAGGCAGAACGUGGACUGGAUCAUCCGCUUGGGAUUCGAAGAUCGUGCCCGUGAGGCCUAUCUGGAAGCUCGCGGCAAUCUGAUUAAAUCUCGCUCACGACAAUGCAUAUUCGAAGGCAACCUCCCAGACUACAUCUUCCAAACAUCCUACAUCUACUUCCUCGUCAUCAAAAACACAGUCGACAUGUUCCAGAAGUGCUUUCCCCAGCCGCUCAUGUCGGCGUGUGUCAAGUGGGCCAAGGAACACAUUGAUCAGUUCAAUAUCCUGCUGAAGAGGCAGCUGAGUAGUGUGGAUCAGGGGGGGAGAGUGUGGGAAGAAUGUCUGGAUGUCGUCAGGGAACAUGCGGGGAUGCUGAGGGACGUGGGGCUGGAUUUCUCGGAACUGGUUGGACGUGUUGAGGAGGAUGAGGUGGUGGUGGGGGAGAGGGGGGCGCCUGUGGGGUUGGGGGUUACGGCUUGA